AUGGUGAUGCUGCUGCUGCUGCUGAUGAUGACAGGUUGUUUUAUUGUCCAGGGCCUCAUGAAGCACAACACAAAAGGCCGAAUCCAGAACAUCCACCUCCUGGACAGUCUGAAUGCCUCGGGCCAGAUGGCCACAGGGAUGGUGGGCUGGCUAACUGGCAGCAUGAACCUCCUGCAGCAUCAAGAAGGCAGAGAUUGCCCACCAAAGAUGAAACAUUUUCUCCGCAACUUCAGACACAAUCUGAAAAAAGUUAUCCCACACCAGGUAGAAAGUCACGUGUGUCCUCUGACCGGUGAAGUCCUCAGGCAGCUGGAUGUGAAACUGUUGAAAAGCCUCAGGGGUGACUCUGUGUCCAUCCAGGGAGGCGGACUCAGGAGUGGCAAAUGGCUUGAAGAGGUGCCCCAUGGAGCUCCCAGCGAGGCCUGCUCAGGGGGGCCUGCAUGUGCUCUGAGAUCACUUAGAGGUGACCACAUGAUGAUGACCAUUACUGUCCUGUGA
Messenger RNA from Equus quagga, 498 nucleotides. RefSeq names its product BPI fold-containing family A member 3-like. The transcript has 4 exons. NCBI's taxonomy places the organism in Eukaryota, Metazoa, Chordata, Mammalia, Perissodactyla, Equidae. The record is from RefSeq and is a predicted model, not a curated record. Bases 1 to 498 code for a protein of 165 amino acids.